Messenger RNA from Salvia splendens (bonfire salvia), 3276 nucleotides. RefSeq lists its product as uncharacterized. NCBI's taxonomy places the organism in Eukaryota, Viridiplantae, Streptophyta, Magnoliopsida, Lamiales, Lamiaceae. The coding region runs from base 1774 to 2913 and encodes 379 amino acids. The record is from RefSeq and is a predicted model, not a curated record. The transcript has 2 exons.
ACGCAACCUCUCUGUCUUUGGCCAUAUAUAUUCAACCCCUCUUAUUUUCUGAUCGAACUUUAUCUCGUAAAAUCCACCCAAUUUUUUUUCCUGUUUCUUUUAAGCCUAUACUCUUUCAACACAAUCAAUAAAUCAAUCAAGGAUAAUCGCACCUCCAUCUAUAAUUUCGCCGACUGUAAUUCCGCACCUUUAAUUCAUCGUUUUAUUUUCCCUUCACGUCGACCCUUAUCUUCCCUCGGUUAAGUUUGCCUUAAUUUGAUGUUUCCCGUUCAAUUGUUGCGGAUCGUUGUAAUCCUACCUGCUCACUUGUUGACACGUCGUGUGAUUUCAUUUUUCUUAUUAUUUAUGGGUUGUGGGACUCAUUGGUGAUUGUGGAUCCACAAAUAUGCAAUAAUUCUUAACUUGACGCCUAACUACUCCAAGAAUUUUAGGACACUGCUUGUCUGAAUAGUUGUUUGAAAAGUUCACCAAGGCUUGCCAUCCGAUAUGCUAUAAAGUCAACUAAAGAUAUUGUUUUGUGUCAUUUGCUAAAUCAGAACGUUAUAAGAUUCAGACCCUCUGUUUUAAGGUUCUGAAGCUGCCAGUAAAAGAGAAAUCUCAGUGCCUUUUAGCGGUGAGUAAACAUAAUAUGGCUGAUAUCAAUGUGUACAGGAAUGCGCUAUUACCUUCAUAACAUUUCAAGUUAUGUUACAUGAUGGGAUUACGUGACAUUCCGUGCCAUAUGAAUAUUUGCAAAUUUAUAUAUCAGCUGAAACUGUGUAGUGGUUUAAAAUAAACACAGUGCUCCUUGUUUUUACCUAUGAAUGGUCUGGGAAUCCGGGGUGGGGUUUGGAUUGAGUGUAUGAAGCAGAUCCCAGUCCUUAACUGUUUCAGAUCAGUAAGGGAUGAUGAGUGGUAAUUAUUUUUUGGUAAGUAGUUACCUCUUUUGGUUUGUUACCCCUAUGAGGACUCGUUUAGUGAUUUUGGUGCAUGCAAUAUAGAGAUGCGUUGCUAGUGGCAGAUCACUAAGAAUCAUUCCUUGCAAACUUGUGAUAUGUUCACAUAUAUCUUACCUGCUGUUAGGGGUCAUAGCGAAAUGUAAAAUUAUGAUCUCUCUUUUAAAGAUGGUCUGAUUUUACUGCAGCUAUGUGUUUUGGAUGAUGACCAAUAAUGUUUGAAUUUGUAAUUUUGUUUAAUUCACAAUGUUUCAGCAUGGAAUAAAACAUGUCUAACUAACUUAAUAAACUUGUUCUUGUCCUGUUCUUUUUCCUUUAUUUUCUGUGUAAUUGAGGCACUCUACUAAAAUUAAAAUUUAAGUUUUUGUAUAUCUACAUACCUCAUUUGAAAAAGAGGUUCCUCUUGGGCUUUCUUUUAGAUCUAUUGAGUAUCUUUAUUCUUUUUGUGGAUUUGGUAAUGACAUGUAGAGUAGAUGAAUUGUGGUCUUACAGCUAUGAAGUUGAGUUUUUUGGAGGUUGGGAUAACAUAGAGUUUGAUGCUUAUUUGUGUAUGACCUGAUGAAAUGAUAAUUCAGUAAGAGAUACUAGUAUAAAAUUAAUCGCUAUCUAGAAUUAAGCUGGAUGCCUGCAAUAGUUCAUUCCUCUCCCUCCCUCAGUGUGUGUGUGUACCCUCAUUUUCACUUCAGUUGAAACUCCCAUUUGUUUUAUGAAAUGAUAAUUAUUUGCAUCAAUACUUACACUUCAUAAUGUUGUCUUCAGUGUGUGUUUUUUUGUUGUUGUACAUUAAAAAUUGUGUGCUAAUGCAAUCGAUAUUAGUAAUAUAUCGCAGUGCACAUAAAUGGCUAGUAGGAAAAGAAGCAUGUCACAUGAUUCAGAUGUGUCUCAUCUGUACAAGGAAUUGGAUGAAGCCUUAUGUCCCAUAUGCAUGGACCACCCCCACAAUGCUGUUCUUCUCAUUUGCAGUUCCCAUGUUAAGAGUUGCCGCUCGUACAUAUGUGAUACUAGCUAUAGGCAUUCAAAUUGUUUGGAUCGUUUUAAAAAACUGAAAGAGGAAAAUGUAGACAACUUGUCUGCAACUAGUUUGGCAUCUGAAGGUAGUCAUGACUCUGUUUUGAGUGGGAAUUUGGACCUGACAGUGACGACAGAUCAUGCAAAUCACACAAACACACGAACUAGCAUGGUACAGAUUGGCAUGCCUCAAGGAGAUUCGGGUGGACAGAGCACCCACAAUGUUAAUCCGAGUUCUGGUGAAGAAGGAAGAGUUUGGGAAAACCUUGAUAUUGGGGAACCCAACAUGGAGAAAUCGGAUGAGGUGUCAAAAUUGAGAUGCCCUCUAUGCCGUGGGAAGGUUUUGGGGUGGAAAGUUGUUGAGGAGGCUAGAAAGCACCUGAACCUAAAGACUAGAAGCUGCUCUCAUGAAUCGUGUCUGUUCUCUGGUAGUUACAGGGAGCUGCGUAGGCAUGCAAGAAGGGUUCAUCCAACAGUGCGCCCAGCUGAUGUCGAUCCAUCUAGACAGAGAGCCUGGCAUCGCCUUGAAGGUCAGAGGGAGUACAAUGAUAUUGUUAGUGCAAUUCGUUCAGCCAUGCCAGGGGCUGUUGUCUUUGGUGACUAUGUGGUUGAUGGUGGGGAUAGGCUGUCAGGUGAAAGAGAUAGAAAUGGAGGUGCUGGUGAGGGUAGCCGGUUGUUGAGCACCUUAUUCCUGUUUCAGAUGUUUGGUUCACUGGAACCUGGCGCUGAACCAAGAGGUGGCCGGUCAAGACAGUUAGCAAGACAUCGCCGAGCUGCUGGAACCUCUUCCAGACGUCGCUAUCUCUGGGGUGAAAAUCUAUUGGGCCAUCACAAUGAUGACGAUGAUGACGAUGACCAGGAUCAUGAUACAAACCUUAAUAUAAUGAGUGAUCUUGGUGAUAAUGCUCCUCCAAAUCCAAGACGGCGUCGGAGGCUAACACAUGCUGAGUCGGAUGAAGGUCAACAAUAGGGAAGCACAAAUUGCAAGUAACCUCGAAGAAGCUUGUGGUGGGUCUUGUCUGACCUGAUGAGAUGCAGGUGACCUCGUGAUGAAGAUUCGACAUAUAUGACUGAGACAAGGGUCAUAAUGUACCAGAUCUACCCCAGAAUAAUGAACGUGUCAACGUGUGUUAUAUCUGGGCCUGUUCAUAUAUAAGAUGUGAUUUUUCCCCACAUGAUAGGGAAAGAAUAAUCAAGAACCUCUUUUAUUUUCAUUCUUUUGCAGCUGCUGAAAAUGUGUGACCUCUCUCUGUCCUUUAUCUUACACUGGAUUGGUAUUAUAACCUUUCAGCUUCCACUUGUACCAUCUAAAAUGUCAUUUCUCUUUAGCUUA